Molecule: messenger RNA, 6818 nt
Organism: Lymnaea stagnalis (great pond snail)
Lineage: Eukaryota; Metazoa; Mollusca; Gastropoda; Lymnaeidae
Source: the annotation of a GenBank genome assembly
AGUGAAUAAAAAAUAGCUAGCCAAUGAAAUCGAAAAGGAAAUUCCGUUGAAUUUACUAAGCCUUCAUGUCGGCCAUUGGUCCCACGAACUGUUUUGGCCGUAACAAAAAUGACUAGUCACCGAAUUGGUGUGAACCUUAGGGUUUCAGGAAAUUGUGAUCAGGGUGCUAGAAAGUAUAUGGAAGACAAUCAUGUAAUAAAAUUUCUUAAAAAGGACACGGAUGAUUAUGAGUUUGCAUACUUUGGGAUUUUCGACGGACACGGAGGCCCUGAAGCAUCAGCUUUUUGUAGAGACAACCUUCUCAACGAAAUAACUAAAUAUGAUGGAUUUUGGACUGACGAUGACGAUCAAGUUUUGGCUGCUAUUAGAAAAGGUUUUCUCGAUACUCAUCAUGCCAUGUGGAAUGUACUAGGUAAGCGUAAUUAUCUUAUUUUAUAACAAAAAUUACACGGUAAACUUUGAAACCGCUUAAACUUAAGGCUUAAGUUAAGAAGUACUGCUGUUAUGUAGUGCUAGUCUAGACCUAGACCAAGCAAAUGUUUUAGAAUUUAGUUGAUCUAGACUAGAGUAAUUUACGUUUCAAUAUAGUUCACUUAACUAUCGUGUAGUAAUUGUACUUUAUUUCAUUACAUUCAUUUAAUAAAUAGUGGCUGUUUUGAAUUAAACAAAAAUCAAAAUACAAUGACUGAUACUGAUACAUUUUUAGGCGAGGAAAACCGCGGUAAUCGAACCCAAGUUUAACUGUACCUCAGUGCUAUAAAUAGACUACGCCCUACGCUCUACAGCCAGGGACAACAACCUUGCCGCUUGUGUGUGUAAAAAAUCUCGCGGCUUUGUUACAUUUGAAAACGGAUCUUUCCCGUUUACUUUAGCCUGCUUUAAUUUUAAUAAUAUUUAAUAAUAUCUGUUUACUUUUACCCUUUAGACUUAAGACAGAUUAGGCCCAUUCUUGACAGAGUUUUUUUUUUAUUUUGGUCUGGAGGGAUGGCAUUUUAAGUUUUUGUAGUCAUUCAUUAAAAAAUAAACUCCCUUUUGCAGAUCCUAAAUUAUUAUUUUAAUUUUACAAAUUUCCCCAUGGCUGGCACUAUUCACUAUAUAUAUUGAGUUGUGUGAUCAAACAAUCUCAUUAAAACAAUCAGGUCUAUAAUUAUUAUAAUUAUAUGACUCAUGACUAAAUUGAGACUAUAUAGACUAUACACUGCUACUAUCAGUUCUAGUAUUUUUGUGGGAAGAUUUAUUUCAAGCUUUACUUUAACUGUAAGGGAUUAAAUUCUUCUUAUUAUUUAACAACCAUAUUCACACAGUGUAACUACUUAGUUCCUCUGUGACUUGUGAGACAUAUUUUAUGACAGAAGCUAUUUAUUGAUUUUGGGGAUUAUGAAGGUUCUUUUAAAAUUGUAUUAUUGUAUUUGUUUGAAAUUUCUUUCUUUCAUAUUCCCUUCUAAUAGAUUCCUGGCCCAAGACUGUGACAGGACUACCUAGCACUGCUGGCACAACAGCUACUAUAGCAAUUAUUAAACAGGGGAAACUCUACACUGGGCAUGUUGGGGACUCAGCUCUUGUUCUUGGGGAAAAUGAUGAAUAUGGUGGAGGAAAUCCUGUCCAGGCUAUUUGUAUAACAAAGGUUAGUUUUAAAAUAAAAGACUGUUAAAUAAAAAAAAUAUAUAAUUUAAAGAUUAAAAAAUUUAAAGGAAGUUACAUUGUAUUUUCUUUUAAAUUAUACUUAUAUAAAUGUAUUUUUAAUGGUUAAUAAUGGUUAAUUCUUAAAAUACUGUUUAUUCCGUUAGGAACACAAACCAGAUGAUCCUGAUGAACGUUUACGCAUAGAGGAUGCUGGUGGGGAAGUUAUAAAUAAAAGUGGCGUACCCCGUGUAGUGUGGAGCAGACCAAAAACAAACCAUAAAGGGCCUGUGCGUAGAAGUACUCAAAUUGAUCAGAUUCCAUUUUUGGCUGUUGCCAGGUCUCUAGGUAGGAUCUCAAGACUUAAAAAGCAUGCAUAAUAUUAUUGUAUGUUAUUGAGAAUGCUGGAAAAUUUCUUUUAGGAUAUAAAAUGUAAAUGUAAUAGUCAAUAUACAAUAAGUGUUAGAUUUCAAAUAAUAAUUCUCAAAUUUAUGCAUUGAAUUUGUAAUUAGAGAUGAGGUGAUUCUUAUAAAAACAGAUACUAAUAUACAACUGAGCUACAAAUAGUGGUAUAAAAAAAUACAGAAUGUUAACAAAAUAUAGUUUGAUAUGUACAAGUGUUAUAAUUUUAAAAAAUCAUAUACCAGGUGACUUGUGGAGCUAUGACUAUUACACUGAAACAUAUGUUGUGUCACCUGAUCCGGAUAUUGCUGUCCUUAAAUUGGAUCCUAACAAGCACCGCUGCCUAAUUUUGGCCUCAGAUGGCUUAUGGAAUAUGCUAACACCAGAAGAGUCUGUCAACAUGGUCAUGGAUCUUGAAGCUCAAUUCGAACAAAAAAUUAUAAAUGAUCCAGUAAGUAUUUCAACGGUCAACUAUGUAUUUUUGCCCAUAACCAGAAUAUGAAAUCACGUUUUAUCAUGUGCUAAUGUACACAAAAUAUAUGAAUAAUUUGUAGCUUGUCUUAAUAUUUUUAUGUAUUGAAGUUGAAGGUUUAGAUAUAGGUUUUAUGUUAACAAUAAAAUCAACACUGAAUAUAACACCAAUGAUACAGUGUACAAACAAAGACAAAAAAGUUUUUAAUUUUCUAAAAUAUUUUCUUUUAUUCCUUAGAAUGUUGCAGUCAGUUUCUGGAGUAACCCUGCCGAACGUCUUGUGUCAAGAGCACUGAAUAAAUGGCGAUCUAAAGCCUUGAAAGCUGACAACACAUCUUGUGUAGUAGUUCUCAUUGACCCGCUUGGACCGUCAAAACUAACAUUACUUAAACGAAAGCGACAAGAAUUGUUGUCAGGUGGAGAAAUCACUAACUGUCAGUUGAAUAAAGUACCACGGCUUCCAGAUGAACAGAGGGUUAAGUCCCGCAAUAAAAAUGCCAACUGCAGCUUGAGUGACAGUCAUAUUCGAGUGACGGAUGAUUCCAUUAUUCAGCCUGUUGACCGAGAACCGAAUGUGCUUAGGCGUUCAUUUAUUGUUGGUGCAAAGUCAGGGGCUAUAGAAAAUAGCUGCAAUGAAAGUAUUAAUGAUAGUGUACAAUAUAUACCAAAAUCAUCUGUUAAAUGGAACCUCAGGCACUCUGUUGAUAGUGCAAAGAUUGAGUCCUUAAAUGCCAGUAAUUUAAAAACUAAUGAUCACUAUUUACGGAGAAUUCCACCUCAUCCUAGUGUCCAACGCCAAAGUUUGACCAACCUGUAUUCAACUGAAAGUCAAAACCAUAAAGAUGGUCCUGUUUAUACCAAACUCUUGAACAAUAAAGCACUUGCUCGUGGGAGUGAGGAUGGAAAACUGAAAAAACCUUGGGAACUUGUGCACGAAAUGGGAGUUGAGAGUAAAACAAAGAAAGAUGGUAUCGAUCACUUCAAAGAUUAUGAUAUUGAAGUAGAGGCAGAUUCUGACUCAUUAGAAAAAACAAUACCACAGCCACCACCUUGUACUCCUUGUUCGGAUGCUAAAGAAAUUGAUAGAGGUAAUGAGAGUGAUGGAGAAAAUUCAUUACAGAGCUCUGCUGACAUCACCAAUAAAGCAUUUUCCCUUGCUUCAGAUGAAAGCAUUGAAUCUCCUAGCUCAGGAGAUGAUAACCAGCCACCAACACCUCGUAGUGCUCCAGCUAAGCUAUCCUCUUCAAAGAACAAAAGGGGACAUAUUUCUAAAAGCGUUAAGCGAAAGUUGGCACGAUCUGGAAGAAAAUUGCAGCAUCCACUCCGCCCACCAACUAACAUCAGACCUCAUCAGAUGUCCCCUCCUAGACUAGCCUCUCCUCCCAAGCGUGUUCUCAAUACCUCAAAAAGUAUGAACGAUGUUGCCACACCAAAGAAUCUUAGGGAGGUAACCAGAACAAUUUCGUGUACUGGGUUAACUCCUGAGAUGAGCAUGCUUUUGUCCAAAAGAAGCAAACAAGCCAUUAACUCCACACACGAUGCAUGUACUGGUACCAGUGACAUCACCACUCACCUGUUAUCCUCGUUAAUGGCAGCUGAUAUGGCCAAUGUUAGGUCUGGCUCGACUUUAAGGUCAAGACAUGAUGCAAGCACUAUUGUUGAUGAAUUUGAUGAUGCUUGUUUGUCAUCUAUCUCACAAGCAGAUCACCUCAAACAGCUUAACAAAACAGGACCAAUUAAAAAAUCUGGGUCGAAGCGUUGGGGAAAUUUCUUGCGAGCAUCCAAACUCGGUAUUGAUAACAUGUUCCAUCGUAAAGAAUCGGGGCCAUGUAAACUCACUACAACAUCAACUGGCAAACUAGAGCGCAGCAUUUCAAAGCCAGUUCACAGUAAGAACACAUCUGUUUCAACUUCCAGGAUUGCAGAUUUAGCCCUGUCUAAUAAUCUGCCCGAUAUAACUGUCAGUCAUUUUGCAGAUUUAACUGUGGAUGUAUCAACACUAACUGCUGGGGAUCUGACUACACUAUCUGCUGAUGACAGCAUGCUUUCAGCUGCAGAUUUAACCAUGGCACAUCAUAGUAUGCUUGAGGAUGGUCUUCAAGGCAAGGUUAUUAAAAGCAGGAAAGGGUUUCUUCAGAAAACCAGAGUCACACUUCGGCGAGCACGUAAAGCAGCUAAAAAGGCUUUCUUUCCUGAAAAUCAUAGGCUGUUUAGUCAAAAGUCCUCUGGAUCCAAAAGGAAAAGUGAUGAGUUCUUACCUGCGUCUGACAUGAAACGGCGCAGACAGUUAGAAGUUGAAAAAGUAUAAAAUAAAAGUAAUGUUAUGUCAUUCACUCAGCAGAAGAAAAAUUGAUUUUAAAACUACAUUUAGCUGAUGACUGGAUUGUGUCAAUAGUAUAAGCAGCAAAUAUUAUCAUAUUCAUUUUAAACAACAGAUUUAAAUGUUGGGAUUUUUACAUUUUAUUAGAGGGCAUGAGACUCAUUGUCGAAUUAACGCAUUCACUAUAGAAGGAGAAUGUUAAUUAAAUAUAAGUUCAUCACAUAUUCAAAAUGAAAUAAAAAUUGUCAUUUUACAUUUUUAAUACUGUUUUGUGCAAUACAGGUCAAGUAAAGACAACUUGAUUAUUUUUUUCUACUAAUUUUAGUUUAAACUUGUCUUUCAUUUUCACUAGUUCCGUUGAUUUUUUAAAAAGAUCUAAAGAAUUGAUGCAGCAAGUUUUGAAAGAUGUUAAGACUUAAUUUUUAACCACUGGGACUGACGGUUUGACAUAACAACACUACAUGGCAGCUAAGAAAAUGUUCAAGUAAACCAUGAAAUAGCAAGUCACAAACAAUAUGAAUAAUGUAUAUAAUAUAAAUCUGUAUUUCUUACACUUAAUUUAUUUAAUUUUUUUUUUUUGGUGGCAGGAGAAAAUAUGAUCCAGAUAUUUUUUUCUCUUAUGAAAUGUUUUCCAUAUUUGUAAAAAUAAUUCAGCAAAAAACAAAACAUACAUUUUUAAUUAAAACUUGUAUAUGGCUUGUAUUGCUCUAGGACCUUUUAAGCAGUUUCAUUAUAUACAGAUUUUUAAGUCCAUAAUUUUAACUUUUUAUAUAAUUAAAAAAAAAAGAGUUGAUCUUACUUUUGAACAUUUUGAAAUGUCAGAUUAUGUGUCCAGUCAUUUUUAAUAAAAGAGUAAAAGACAUCUUAAACCAGCUCUGUCAGGAUUUAUAAUAAAAUAUGAUUUCAAGCUUAUUCUGUGAGAGUAUACACAUACUUUUGUUGACCAGUGGUCUUAGGUUAUAAUUAUUUUUAAAUACUUUCUCUCUUCUCUCAUUUACUUCUUGUAAAGAGUAAUUUUUGUUGUUGUCACAUGACACUCAUUAGGUCGAUAGAGUCUUCCUCAUGUGACCUGAGUUGAUGCCACAGAGUAAUAGCUUCAGUAUGUGGGGGAGGGGGUUUUCUACAAAGUGAUUUUCUAUAGCCAGGAUUUUGUAGGCAUUUAUUUUUUUAAAAUUCUGUGGAUAACCUACAGAUGAAAAUUUUUAUACCAAAAAAAUAGGAAAUAAAAAUAAAUGAAAUAAACACUUUCAUUGGAAAAUAAGUUAAAUCACACUAAAAAGUAGAAAAUAAUUACUGUAUGCAAAGAGCAUCUACAACAUUAGAGCAAAACAUUUAACAUGAUUCCUUUGGCUUCAAUGAACCCCAUACUACCUUUCUGCACAUAAUUGCUUUGCAUAAUGAAUUUUAAGAAAAUUAUUUUCUACCUUGUUAUGAGCUUUACCAUACAGUUUAUUAUAACACAUCUUCAAAAGAACGCUUUUUUAAAAAGAUAUAUUUUCAGUCUUAAAUUUUCCAGGCAGCAGCAUUUCUAGACAAGUGAAGUUUAUAAUAAUUAAAUUAGUGUAGUUUAUCAUUUUGGUUGGCUCCUUUCCUCUUUAUUUGAAUCAAUUAACCUUUUAAUUUCAAAAAAGGAUUACAUAUUAGUUUCUUUCUUUUCUCUCAGUAUUACAUUUUUUCCCAGUGUAUGUCAAUUUCAAUGUUACUAAUCUGCUUACCUCAUUCGUAGAGUACCUUGCCCAGCUGGGUUAUUCUGCAAAUUUGCCAUGUAAAUAGAAACAAUUGAGAGGGUAGCCAUCCUGACAAACUUUAUCCAUCCUUCAGCUAAUGGCACUUGUCAUCUAGGAGAGAAGUUGUUAAUCCUAUUUAUUUGAUGUCUAUUUAUCUUUUAAAAAUGAUGACAAUAAAAUUGAAAAAAAGGAAUGGUCAAGACUUCUUCAAUCACUACUGAUUGCUGUAUUAACAUUUUUUUUAAAAAUAUGAAUACUUCCAACCAAAUAGUUUUAAA